Fusarium venenatum is the source of this 3447-nucleotide messenger RNA. RefSeq lists its product as uncharacterized. Gene Ontology annotation, molecular function: metallocarboxypeptidase activity; zinc ion binding. Gene Ontology annotation, biological process: proteolysis. Lineage: Eukaryota; Fungi; Ascomycota; Sordariomycetes; Hypocreales; Nectriaceae. The record is from RefSeq and is a predicted model, not a curated record.
AUGUCCCUCCGUGCUGUUUUCACCUCUGGCCUCUUGUACGUUGGCUUGGCUACGGCUCAGCAAACGUAUGCCAAGAAUCAGGUGGUUGUGGUAAAUGAUAGCGAGGAAGCUUCAAAGAACUUUCAGGACGUCGACGAUGUGAAGCUUGAGUCGCCUGCUUUCACUGACCCCAAGAGCAUUCCUGCUGGGUUCAUGAACGGUACUAGUGGCCCGACUAGUGAUGCUACGAUGGAAUACUUUCUCCAAAGUCUCGCAUCUCGCAAUGAAUGGUUGACGUACAAGAACCCUCCAUUCAAGUCUGACGAAGGACGCUCAAUUCCCUACGUCUACCUCUCUACGUCAACUCAGCCUGAGGUCAAGGCCAAUGCAUCCUCGACAGAGAAACUGCGGGUCUACCUGCAAGGCGGAGUUCAUGGAAAUGAGCCUGGUGGUGAUCAGGCUCUUCUUGCUCUUCUGGGCAAGUUCGAUGCCAACUCUACCUGGACAGCCUCGAUCUUGGAAAAGAUGGACAUCAUGAUCCUUCCCCGCUACAACCCCGACGGUGUCGCAUACUUCCAGCGCGUCCUUGCCGCUGGAUAUGACCCCAACAGAGAUCACAUUCGAUUCGCUAGCCAGCAGACCCGUGACGUGAAGGCCUUAAUCACUGAUUUCCAUCCUCACAUCGCCGUUGACGCUCAUGAGUUUGGCGCCACGAGACCUUUUGGUGAUAACCAGCAAUGGCACCAAGCUGUAGACGGUCAAUUCGACGCCAUGAAGAACCUCAACAUCCACAAGGAUAUCCGCGAGUACUCCGAGUCCGUUUUUGCGCCUAGAAUUGCCGGCGCCAUGGAGAAGCGCAAGCUACGUUGGAGCCCUUACAUCGUCGGUAGCGCCGCUGAGCCGUUGGUCUUUACUCAGCUCGACACUCAGGCUCGUGCUGGUGAUGUGUCUUUGGCUCUCACCCAGGCCAUGGUGUUCCUCACUGAGACUAGAGGUAUCAUGCUUGGUGGCCAGAACUUCCAGCGCCGUGUCGUCUCGGGAUUGACUAUGAUCGAAGCCAUUGUUCAAACAGCCGCCGACAAAGCCGAGGAGGUGUACGAGAUUAUCGAAGGCGCCCGCCGCAAGGUUAUUGAGAGUGAUGAAGACAUCAUCAUCAAUGACAGCUACAGGCCCGAGAACCGAACUUGGGACAUGAUCGAGGUUGAGACCGGAAAAUUGGUCAAGGUCCCCAUCAAAUUUCUCAGCUCAACACCCGUAAAAGCCAACUUGACACGAAGCCGUCCUGAGGCGUACGUCUUCCCCCAAGCAUGGAAAGAAGCCGCCGACCGUCUUCGUCUCGUCGGUGUCAAGGUCGACCAGCUCCGCUCCGAAUUCAAGGGCGAAGUUGAAGCACUCAACGUCACCAGCAUCAACGUCGGCACUACCGUUUACCAUGGAACAGUUCUCAACACUGUUACCACUGAGACCAAGCGCAAGGAAAUCAACAUGCCUGCGGGUAGCUUCUGGGUUUCUGCCAGGCAAGCUGCUGCGGCUUAUGCUUUUGUUGUUCUUGAGCCUGAGAACAUUGAUUCUUAUGCUACAUUUAACAUCUUGCCUGUUAAUGUGGGAGAUGAAUAUCCCCGCGGGGAAAGACUGGCAGCUCAGGGCUCUUUAGUGGACUUGACCGCUAAUCAAUCCCCCGCCAUUCUUCCACCUGCUCUCAUCAAACUUAUGGAAAAUACUUCCACUACAACUCGCAAACGAAGCAGUGUCCGGCGAGCCAACGUGACGGCCUGUCAGAGAUGUAAAUCCAGAAAGCAGCGCUGUGAUCAAAAUAUCCCAGCAUGCUCUUCGUGUGCACGUGCGGGCGUGCCUUGUGUAAGCGUUGAUAUCGACGGUCAAUCAGCGCCUCGGAGCUACAUCAAAAGCCUUGAGUAUCGCGUCGCUGAGCUUGAGCUCGCUUUGCAGGGCCAUGGAGUGGACACUGAAUCUCUUGCCGGGAGUCGCAUCUCUCACGACGCUACUGAAUCGACCCCCGAACCCCGACAGUCAAGCGACUUGACCUUGCUGAGUCUUCUCAUACCAGAACCGAGCCAUAUCCAAGAUAAAGGAAGUUCCGGCUACCAUGCUCUUCUUGGUACUAUCACCGUACCAGAAAGAACCAAGUUCCCGCCCAAGUCUACUACUAUCCAACUUGCGGCUACGUAUUUUGAACACUCCAACUUUUUCUCCCCCAUUCUUGAUCAAGAGUCAUUUCACAAUAUCGUCGCCAUCUUGUAUCAAGAUCUAGCGAAUGUAGACCAAGGAAAACCAAUCCAGCGAUUCCAACUCUUCAUGGUGUUAGCCAUCGGUAUCAGGCUUCUCAACAGAAUGGACUCUGCUGUUCCGACAACAGUAUCAGACUCGUUUUUUGCCUCUGCUAUUGGAAUUCUGACGGAGCGAACGCAGGCUACUUGGAAAGGCGACCUAGAGCAUUUACAGAACCUCCUUCUCAUUGUCCAGUACACAAUCUUCGCGUCGAAUCUUUCUGCGGCAUGGCACUUUAUUGGUCUGGCAACACGACUGGCUAUCGAUCUCGAUUUGUUGAACGAGACUCGUCUUUCGGGCAUUCACAGUGAGGAAGUCAUCUUUGACGCUGAAACGAACAAGAGACGGCGGGUAUUCUGGUCAACAUACAUCCUCGAAACCAACCUCUGUGUUAUCCUCAACCGACCCCGAUCAAUACCUGACGAAGCUGUCUUCACACCCUUACCUUCGACAAGCGGCCCGGAAUCUUGCAGCCCUUUGGCGAAUCACUGCAUCCGAUUCCGCCAGCUGGAGUAUGAGAUAUACCACACACUCAACUACAAACCGCCAGCAAAUGGCGCCUUCUUCGACUACAAAAUUUGGAAGGCGGGUAUGAAGGACCGACUUGUCGAGUGGCAUGCUACCGUUCCGCCUGUUGAUUCAAGAUCAAAACUCGCACCCCAGAACUUCUUUGACGGCGCUCUGUAUAUGACGCUUGUGUCUCUUUUCUCCCCAUCCCGUCACUUUCCAGAUCUAUCGGAAUCUGAAUUGAGAGAUCUGGCCCAGUAUGCGUCGACGAGUAUAGAGCUCUAUCGGGAAGGAUUUAAGGAGGGGAAACUGAGAUUCUAUUGGCGGACAACACCCAACCUCUUCCAGUCUGGUGCAGUAUUGGUUCAUUGUAUCAAGAGUCUAACGCUACAAGGGUCUGUGUUUGAUGUGAGCGCCCUCAAAAGUCGUGUUUCUGUGUGCUCAACUGUUCUUUGGGGAAUGGCCGAACGAUACUCACCUGGGGCGGUGUAUCGUGACCGAUUUGAUGAGCUGGCGGCAUCCAUGUCUGACCUCACGACUAAUCUUUCGGUUGAGCUUUCUGAUGACUUCACCUUUGGGCAAUACGCGAUACCACCCUUGGAUUUGAAUGGGACAGCGGCAAUGUGGACAUCAACUCCCCCGAGUUUGGAUCCGUGGAUAUUUGACCCAACUUAG